CGCAGUGAUCACGUCAUCUAAAAGCGCCAAAAUACUUCCAAUGCAACCUUUGCAUAACGGAGCUUAGAUUUUGUUUUUAGUUUUUUUUUUGCUUGCUAGUAUUGAUUGUCAUUAUCUAGUAGUUAUGCAGAGAGCUACAAACUGCGUUUUGGGUCGUGUUUUUUAUCCGUUAAACGCAGGGAACGUUGCUGUCAUUAACCGAGUAAACAGCUCCCUGUUAUGCCGAAAGUACAGUACUCUUCCUCCUCCGCGGGACAAGGAGGAGAAAGCCCUGCUGGACAGCAUGCUACGUGUGGACCAUGCCGGAGAAUACGGGGCCAAUCGCAUCUAUGCCGGACAGAUGGCUGUUUUGGGGAGAACUCAGACCGGUCCGCUGAUCCAGCACAUGUGGGACCAGGAAAAGAUGCAUUUGCAGAAGUUUAAUGAGAUCUUGGGGGAGAACCGGGUGCGACCGACCCUCAUGCUGCCUCUGUGGAACGUUGCGGGAUUUUUACUUGGAGCCUCCACAGCACUUCUGGGGAAAGAGGGAGCCAUGGCCUGCACUGUGGCGGUGGAGGAGAGUAUCUCUGAACACUACAACAACCAAAUCCGCACACUGAUGGAGACGGAUCCCGAGAGAUACGAGGAGUUAUUACAGCUCAUUAAAGAGUUUCGUGACGACGAACUGGAGCAUCACGACACCGGGCUGGAACACGACGCCGAGUCGGUUCCUGGAUAUCUGGUUCUGAAGACUCUGAUACAAGCCGGCUGUAAAGUUGCGAUUUAUAUCUCACAGCGGAUUUAAAAACCAGCGUCUUCGUUGUCCUUUGUCGUCCCUUUGGGGUUUUUUUUUAGUGCAUUGUUGAGUAUGACCGCGAGUGUGAUGUUGAGUGACAGGAACGUGAGACACGCCUCGUCUGAUGUUUACUUCCAUCUCGAGCUUUGAGGACUGGUGCAUCAGUGCGUUCAUUGAAUUAUUUUAUUUCAUCGACUGAAAAUAAAACGUGUGUUUCUUUGCCUGAUUUUUAGGCCACACUAAAAUGAUCAAGUGAAAAGAAAAUAGAUUUAUUUUUAUUUUUUUCCCCACAAAGAUUUUUCAUUUCCCUUCUAAUAAACAUACGAUUGAAUAUGCUGCUGUUUUUUUUUAAAAAUUUUUUUAGACUUUUAUGUGAUGGUGUUUCUGAAAUACAUAGAUUUAUAAAAUUAGUGUAUUAUCCAGCGAUAAUUACCAGGAUCUACACUAUACAGCAAAAAGUAUGUGCACCCCACCCCCGAAAAUUACACUCAUAUGAGGUUCUUCAACAAACAAAUUUAGAAGCACAGAGUUGUCUAGAAUAUUUUCAUCUUCAGUAGAACUAAUAGACAACAAUCUAGCCAUGGGGGUCACAGUCCAGUGACUUCUGUGCUGGUCCCAAGCCCGGAUAAAUAGAGAGGGUUGCGUCAGGAAGGGCAUCUGCUGAAAAACAUUGCCAAAUUUAAUCAUGUGAAUCGUCAGUACUUGAGACCAGCCAUGCUGUAUGGUUUAGAGGCAGUGUCACUGAGGAAGAGACAGGAGUCAGAGCUGAAGAUGGGAGUCUUUGGGAGGGACACGGUUGGACAGGAUUAGGAACGAGUACAUCAGAGGGACGGCUCAUGUUGGACAUUUGGGGGACAAAGUUAGGAAGGCCAGAUUAAGAUGGUUUGGACAUGUCCAGAGGAGGGACAGUGAGUAUAUUAGUAGGAGAAUGUUGGACAUGGAGCUGCCAGGCAGGAGGCAAAGAGGAGGUAUAUGGAUGGAAUAAAUGAGGAGAUGAAGCUAGUGGGUGUAAGUGUUGAGGAUGCAGAAGAUAGGGAUAGGUGGAGAGAGAUGAUUCGCUGUGGCCACCCCUGAAGGAAAAAGCCGGAAGAAGAACUAAGAGACACCAAACACUGGUCCUGCGUCACAAUGCCGCUGUGCACAGAGCUCCAUGAAGACAAUGUUGUGGAGGUGAAGGUUGGAGAAAGUGAGAGAUCUGGAGUGUCCUGCACAGACUCUGACUGAACACCUUUGGGAUGAACUGGACCUGGAGUCUCCUCACCAUCCCAACAUCAGAGUCUGAUCUCACUGAAUAUCUAAAUGAACACAAAUCCAACACAUCUAGCAGAAAGCCUUCAGAGAAGAGUGGAGCUGAUUAGAACAGCGGGAAUAAAUAUUAAACUGGAUGUUCAGAAAGUGCAUAUGGAUGUGAUUCGUCAGGUGUCCAAAAACUUUUGGUCAUAUACAUGAACUACUUCUGAAGAACUAUUUUCUGAAGAAAUUGUUUUUAAACAAAAUAAUAUCAUGUGUAAAUCCUUCAUCUCCAGAAUUCUCCUUCACAGCUCCGGGGUGUGUCUGGUGUUAUUAAAUAUC
Molecule: messenger RNA, 2347 nt
Organism: Hemibagrus wyckioides
Lineage: Eukaryota; Metazoa; Chordata; Actinopteri; Siluriformes; Bagridae
Gene: coq7
Product: coenzyme Q7 homolog, ubiquinone (yeast)
Exons: 6
Coding region: 125-784 (219 amino acids)
Biological process (GO): regulation of gene expression; determination of adult lifespan; regulation of reactive oxygen species metabolic process
Cellular component (GO): nucleus; mitochondrial inner membrane
Molecular function (GO): 3-demethoxyubiquinol 3-hydroxylase activity
Source: RefSeq, a predicted model, not a curated record